AUGGCAAAGGCGGUAGGGAGGCCAGUUAGGUUUGACCAACGCACCAAGAAUGUAAUAUAUGGAAAUUUUGCUCGGGUUUUGGUGGAGAUGGAGGUGGCAGCCCCAAGGCCUGAAGAAAUUCAAGUGGAACGCAAGCAACCUGGGACUGCGAACUUAUUUGUUUUCAAGCAACAAUUGAUCUAUGAGGACUCAUUGCGGAUAUGUGGUUUCUGCAAAAAAAAAAGGGGGCACCAACUGAAUGAUUACCGAGAGAAGAAGGCCUAUGAUGAAUGUCAGAACACUUUGGACAAGACUGGGAUCCCAGGAGCAAUGUAUGGGGAAGAUAGAGUCAACUCGGUAACGAGUAACUCACCUGGUCGAGCCAUGCGUUUUUUGGAAAGAGAUGAUCACAAUAUUUCAAAUUCCAAUUUGAAUUUGAAUAUUGCCUCUCAUAUCUCUCCUAGUACUGAAAGAGGGGAGACAGAUCAUGUGGGGGAGAAAUCAAUUAAGGAAGCUUCUCUUGGUGAGGAGGUGCAGGUUAGGGAAGAAACAAAUAUGGAAUCCUCUAAUUCUGAGUAUGAAGAGGUUUCCUCUGGCCCUGAGGUGGACCAAUCCGGCUCUGACUCUAGCUCUAAGACUGGUUCGGAAUCAGACCAGUCCAAAAAUUUGAAGGAAGGGGAAUUGAACCAGGUUGGUCCCACACCUGGUCUAGCAGUGCAACAGGAAAAUCGUGUUGUAGCACCUUCUUCUCAGGGUGCAUUGAGGGUUGUCACCCGUGCUAAGAGAACUGGGGUGAUCCUAGGGGGUAACCGUGGAGGACUGGCAGGAAGGGGUGGUCAUACCUCCUCCAAUAAGGUGCAUUUGGGCCCUCUGCAAUUUCCAUUGAGCAGAAUGGAGGUUGCUCGUAUGGGGGUACACGCUGUUGACAAAUAG
Macadamia integrifolia is the source of this 912-nucleotide messenger RNA. RefSeq lists its product as uncharacterized. Lineage: Eukaryota; Viridiplantae; Streptophyta; Magnoliopsida; Proteales; Proteaceae. The record is from RefSeq and is a predicted model, not a curated record. The coding region runs from base 1 to 912 and encodes 303 amino acids. The transcript is spliced from 2 exons.